AAAAAGAUUUACCUAAUCACUUCAGCCUUUACAACACUAUAAUGAGAUCACUUGGGUAAUCAGUGUGCAUAACCCUUGGUGACCUUUAACCUCAGAACUAUUUUUGUGUCAGCCAUAUUUGUCCGAAUUCCAAGUCGUCUGGACUUCAAAGGAAGAAAUCCCUUUCGUCUUUCCUCAACCUGUAAGGGUAUACAUCAGCAUGUCCAGACAAAAGGAACUAAUAUGUUGUGGCCUCUCACGCGAGGUGACCAUAGCAGUCCUCCCCAGACUAAACAUGGAAGAGCUGAUGUUUGAACUCAACAGAAGGAUUCAAAACCUGGACAAAGAGAACAGCAUCAAGGACAGGCUGGUCAGUAUCCUUAGGGACGUGAUGUUGGAGGAAUACCGUCAAUUGGAAAGUAUGUCAGACUCAGAAGUAAGUUCUCCAGAUCAAACAACCAUACCCAUGCAAGGCCAGAAGACAACCAUGCAAGAGAACACUACGACUGCAGAGUCUUUAAGUCCUGAUGCCUCACAGCAAAGUUUUGGACUGGAAUUUGUGAUAAAGAAGGAACGUGAUACAAGCAGUGAAAUGCUCAUGCAUACAAAGCCAAAUGAGCUCGUGUUGGAAAGCAAUAAACCCGGUGAGGAAGAACCUUCGGCUUCUUGUCAUCUGCUUCCUGACAACGGUGACGUACCUUUGGAAAUGGAAUGCCAUGUGUUUGAAGAUGAUCAAAUAAGGCAAAUGUCUCAAGCAUCAAACCCAGAUCAAACUGAAGGCAAUGCUGAUGGCAGAGAGACUGGUUUCAUUAACGUCGGACUUGACCAAAGUGGAGAAGAAAGUAAUGAGGAAAGUAGUGAAGAAACACCAUUCACACACAGUUUCUCCAAGCAAAGGAAAUGCAACAAACAAGAAAAGCCUUUCAUGUGUGGCGAAUGUGGUUACAGGGCACGGCAUAAGUACCAGCUUGUUGGACACAUGAGAACACACACAGGAGAAAAAUCAUUCAAGUGUAAUCAAUGCAGCUAUAAGACAUCAUUUAAAAGGAAUCUAGAUAAGCAUAUGAAUAGACACACAGAAGCAGAGUCUUACAGCUGUGAACUCUGUGUGUACCAAACCUUCCGUAAGUCAGCCUUUGAGGCACACAAGAUGGGCCACACUGGUGUGAAACCCUACAAAUGCGAGGAAUGUGACUACAGUACAGCGUAUAAGAGCGAUCUUAUUAAACACGGGAGACGUCACACCGGUGAGAGACCCUACAGUUGUCAAAAGUGUGACUACAAGGCAACCGUCAUUUCCAAUCUGUUUUCUCAUAUGAGAAAGAAACACCAGUGAAACUACUUUCAGUUACUAGUACCAGAUAGAAAUAACGUCAUGAAUUUGUUUGUUAGGAAAUAGUUUUUUAUGAUUUGUUUAUCUACCUCCUAUAAACCAGAUAAAAAUGUGCUUGAUGUUUCUUCUAUUUAUUCCUUUAAAUUAUUCAUCUAUAUUUUUGCUUAUGUUAGGGUAGAUCAGUGCAGUGACUUUACACAAGGUUUAAGAGUUUCCUUGUCAAAUGGUUAUUAGAUAAUUGCUCACUUUUAAAGCGUGCAUAGUUUCUUGGAAAUAUUGUUUUUUUAUUUUUGGCUACGCCUCAAGGGCGAAGGCAUUCUUUAUCAUUGUAGUAUCAGUAAAGAAUUUUUGCACUAAUGCAUUCCCCCAGAGAAUCGCUUCUGAAUUCGGCUUUCCCAUGGAGGAAUUUUGAGGGAAUUGGAAUGUCUAAUUUCAUUGUGCUUAUUUAGGCAAUAUAAACAGGGUUUUGUUUGUGCAUUCAGUUAUCCAAUGUUAUCUAUGUAUUCAUGUAGUGGUGCCAUAGUUCUGUCGGUUUAUUUUGUAUUGUAGUCGUCUCUGUUGCUUAGGUUUUUUUUGCGUAGAAAAUGUCAUAGUCUGUAUAGACUGACUGACAGACAGACAGACUGAUUGAUAUGAUUUCUAUUUAGGGCUUGUUUUAUUUGUCUUACAAUGAUUUAGUGCAAAGUUUGUAUCUGCAUAUAUGUACACACUGUACUUACAGAGAAGUAAAAAUAAGCACAAUAAUGUGAACAACACAAUAGACGUCAUGUAUUCUGGUACAUGUACUACUUUCCAGUGAUAUCAAAUA
Messenger RNA from Branchiostoma floridae (Florida lancelet), 2120 nucleotides. Its product is annotated as zinc finger protein 626-like. Gene Ontology annotation, cellular component: nucleus. Gene Ontology annotation, biological process: regulation of transcription by RNA polymerase II. Gene Ontology annotation, molecular function: DNA-binding transcription factor activity, RNA polymerase II-specific; RNA polymerase II transcription regulatory region sequence-specific DNA binding. NCBI's taxonomy places the organism in Eukaryota, Metazoa, Chordata, Leptocardii, Amphioxiformes, Branchiostomatidae. The transcript is spliced from 2 exons. The coding region runs from base 200 to 1315 and encodes 371 amino acids. The record is from RefSeq and is a predicted model, not a curated record.